Plasmodium falciparum 3D7 is the source of this 16320-nucleotide messenger RNA. RefSeq names its product asparagine and aspartate rich protein 1 (gene AARP1). Gene Ontology annotation, molecular function: ubiquitin protein ligase activity; zinc ion binding. The record is from RefSeq and is a predicted model, not a curated record. NCBI's taxonomy places the organism in Eukaryota, Apicomplexa, Aconoidasida, Haemosporida, Plasmodiidae.
AUGGAACCUAAAGAAACUGAUAAUGUAAUAAAAGAUGAGGACAAUGUGAAAAAGGAAGAACCUAUAUUAUCUAUUGAAAAAUAUUUAUUAAAAGAGUUUGGUGAUGGGAAAACGAAUAAGAAGGAUGUUAUGAGAAAAUUGAGAAAGAGGAUAUAUAAUCAUAAAAAUUCAGAAGAGAUAUACAAAAAAUUAAAAGAGAUUCAUGGGAAUAGUGGUAUAUGUACACGUCAAUGGAAGGAAGGUAGUUUUGCUUUUAAGUGUUAUAAUUGUGAAGGGGAUCCAACGUGUGCUAUAUGUGCAAAAUGUUUUUUUGCAUCAAAUCAUAAGAAUCAUAUAUAUAGGUUAACACAUACAAGUGGUGGUUGUUGUGAUUGUGGAGAUACUUCAUGGAAUAUUAAUGGUUCAUGUUUUGAUCAUAGAGGAAUUAAUGAAGAUUGUUUGAUUAACAAUUCUAUAUUAAAUAUUGAUAUAAAGAAUCGUGUAAGAGAAGAUUUGGAAUGUUUGAUAGGAACAUUAUUUAGGGAUAUAGUAUUAAAAGAUGGAUAUUUUUUAUCUUUAGUAAGUGCUGAUUAUAUAGAGCAUGCAUUUGAUUUUUUUAAAGAUUUAGGUAUUACAAGUUAUUUAUUUCGGCAAGUUAUCUGUGAAGUAUUUACAGGUGCAAAAAUAGAUUUUUUAGUAAAUUUUCAUUAUUGUUUUUAUGUAGGUGUACAGAAAGCUUUAUAUUCUUUUUAUUUAUCUUUAUUUGUUCAUCCAUAUUUUAAACAAAGGUUUGCUUUUAAGUUAGCUAAACAUUAUAAAUUGGUUGUUCGUGUUGCUGAUGAUCGAAUUUAUAAUGAUAAUCAUUUGAAUGGUUUAAGUGUUCAGGUAUUAACUGUUCCCGAAAUAGCAUAUACUUUAGUUAUAAAUAAUUUCUUGAAUGAUUUAUUAAAAUUAAUAGAAAAUUUAUGUGUAUUUAAUAAUGUAACAAAUUGUGUUAUGCAUAAAAAUUUCUUACGAUCUGAUAUCGAAAUUAUAAUUCGUAUAUGUGUUGAUUUGAAAUAUUUGCUUUAUCAUCAUGAAGUUAUAAAAAUUGUAUUAUUUAAUAAAUAUGUCAUUAAAAAAAUAUUAAAAAUAUUAUCUCUUUUGCAUAGAAUGAAUUCACAAGUACGAUAUACAAAAUCGCAUAUUAUAUAUGAAGAUUUAUCUAGUUCCUAUUCCAUAACGAUUGAAAAUUAUUUACUUCGUGUAUUUGAACCCUUGGCUAAUUUUUGUAAAAGAGAAGCUAAUGCAAAUUUUAGAAAUUUAUUUUUAUUGUAUCAAUUAACAAUUAGAGGUAUACAUAAAUUGGAUUUGUUUCCAUUUAAUCGAAAAAAAAAGGAGGCAGAAAAUUCUUUUAUGAAUCGCAAAAAAUUGAAGGAAAAAAAAAUUACAAAAAAGAGGAAUAUUAAAGAGGAUAAUUCAACGGAUGACUUGACAGGUGAUAGUGAUAAUAGUAGUACUAAUAAUGUUUGUCGCUGUGAUACUAGUAAUUAUGAUAAUACGAUGUUUGAUCGUAGUUGUAGUAUACCAGGGUUAAAUAAUAUGAAUGAUGACGUUAAUAAAUCUGGAGGGGUAUCUUUAAAUGAUGAUAAUAUAAAUAAUGAUAAUAAUAAUACAAAUAAUAAUACAAACAAUAAUACAAACAAUAAUAAUAAUAAUACAAAUAAUAAUACAAACAAUAAUAAUAAUAAUAAAAAUUGUGAGGGCAAGGCCAAUGAUCAAACGAAUAAGAAAAAAAAAUUCAAACAUCUUAGAUCUUUACAUUCUCCAUUAGUUCGAUUCUUUAUCAUGAUUUUAAAUUUUGAUGUCAUUAAAAAAUGCCUAGAUGACGUGUACUGGUAUAAAUAUUUAUAUUUAAGAAGGGUUUAUGAAAAAAAAAGGAUAUAUAAAAAUAGAAAAAAAAGUCCUGCAUAUAAUACCAAUGAUGAUAAUAAAAAUGAAGUGUGUACUAAAAAUAUUCCAUGUGAUGAUAAUAAAAAUGAAAUGUGUACUAAAAAUAUUCCAUGUGAUGAUAAUAAAAAUGAAGUGUGUACUAAAAAUAUUCCAUGUGAUGAUAAUAAAAAUGAAGUGUGUACUAAAAAUAUUCCAUGUGAUGAUAAUAAAAAUGAAAUGUGUACUAAAAAUAUUCCAUGUGAUGAUAAUAAAAAUAUUCCAAGAGAUGAUAAUAAAUCAUAUAAUAAAAUGUACAAUAAUAAUAAAAUGAAUAAGGAGUUAACAUAUAAUGAUGAAUAUAUAAUAAAUGAAUUUAUUAGAGAUUUUUAUUCUAUAGAAAAGCAUUCAGAAGAAAUAAUAAAUCAGCGAAAAAUAUUACAAGAAAGAUAUGAAAACGAUGGUAAUAAUAUGAAGAUAACACUUUUUCAUUUUAAAAAAUUUUUUACAAGUAAUGAUGAACAUAAGAAUGAACAUUUAGGAAAAUAUAUAGAUGAACAUAUAUAUUUAGAAAGUAAUUAUUUUAAAUGGAUUAUGAAUAAUAAUUCUAGUUCUAAAUUACGUGAAUGUAAUAAUAAGUAUAGAAUUAAAUAUAGAGAAACCAUACAAGAAAAGAAUAUAAAAAUAAAAUGUAAAAAUAUAUAUAUAGAGAAAAAAUUAAAAAAUUCAAAAUAUGAAUUUAAUGAAUUUUUGGAUAUAAAAUAUGAUAAAGAAAAACAUAAUAUAUAUUUACAUCCUUUAUAUAUAGAUUUAUAUAUGAGAGAUAUAUUUGAGUUUUUAAAUUUAUUUGAUUUAAAAUUAUUAAAAAAUAUUCUUUUUAUAAAUAUACAAAUCUUAACAUUUAUAUAUGAAAUUAAAUAUGGUUAUUGGGUAAGAAAUGGUCCACAAAUGAUUUUCCAGGUUGGUGAAUAUGAUAAUUCUUUAUUUUUUCAAAAUGAUUUAAUAGGAAUACAAUUUGCUAUAAUAAUGAUGAAUGUCUUACCUUUAUACGAAAAUCAAAAAGUUUAUUUAGAUUCACAUGUGAUCAAUCUAUUUCAUCAAAUAUGGAAUAUUAAGGUUCAAUACGAUGAACCACUUAAAAAAUUACCAUGGUCAAAAAAUGAAUACAACGAUGUGCAAAAUGAUUAUAUACAUAAAGCUGAUGAUGAAAUAUGUAUAAAUGAAAAGGUAUAUGAUGAGGAUACUAAUAAAUAUAUAGAUACAUCCCCAAAUUUUUCAUAUAAUCAUAAUAUUCAGAAUCACUAUAUGGUAGAAGAACAUUCUGAGGAUAAAAAACCGUAUUAUAUGAAUAAAAUAAAAUAUAUAAAAAAAAAUGAUGAAUUUUUUGAAGAACAUAUGAAAAUGUAUGAGAGCAUGCUUAUAUAUAAUAGAUCCAAAAAAUCAAAUGAUAAUAAUACCUUACCUGUUAAUAAUAAAAUGGGAAAUUCAAAAGGAAAAAAUUUGGAUCACGAUGAUGGUGAUCAUGUCAAAUUGCUUUUUGGAAUUGACGACAAAAAUGUAAGCAAUAAUAAUAACACAAAUAAUAUAAAUAGUAUAAAUAGUAUAAAUAAUAUAAAUAAUAUAAAUGUGUGUAAUAAUAACAAUACAUAUGUUUAUAAUAAGGUGGAAUUUAAAUCUAUAUGUGAUCUUUUGUGUAAAUAUUCAUGCAAACAAUUAAAAGACCAAGAAAAUGAAUCAAACCCACUGUUAAGAGAAACCGAAGGGAGGUUAACCUCGGAUAAUAUAAAUUUCAACAAAUUAGAUAAUAAUAAUGAUAAUAUACAAAGUGAUUUGUUAGAUAAUGAUAAAAGGUAUUAUAAUAAAGGAUCUGUAAGGAAAGAAUCAAUAUAUAAUGAAGAUAGAAUAUGUGAAAAAUAUAAAAAGAGCAAACUAGAAUGGAAUGAAUAUUUAGAAGAAUUUAUGAAUAUAGAAAUAAGAAAUCCAUUUAUUAUAUUAUAUCAAUUAAUAUUUAAGAAUUUUCGUAUGAAUUUAAAUAUAAGAAAAAUAAAUGAUAUGUAUGUAGAAAUCGAAAUACAUCAUAUAAAGAUGGCAUAUAAAAUAUUUAGUGAUAUAUAUACAAAUAAAUCUACUGUAGAUUCUAGGAAAAUUGGUCAUAUAUUUUAUUUUCAAUUUUUUUAUGAUAUAAUUAUACGUAUCUUUAAUGAAUUAUAUUAUUUAGAAUAUAGUAAUAUACCAAGAAAAACAUCUUAUGAAAAAUAUAUAGAAAGAGGUAAAUAUCAUGUUAAGAAAAUAUUAAUACAAUUAUUAGCAUCAAAAGAUUUUCAAUAUUUUCAACUCGAAAAUGUAUUUCCUAAGCAAUUUAGACACCAUCCAAGUUUUUAUGAACUUGUUAAUAAAUAUGGAUAUAAAACACAUAUGCCUAGAAGUAAUGUUAAUUUGAUAAAGUUAAAUAAGAAUUCGUGGUAUCUCUAUGAUGCCUUUUGGCCCCUUUCAGCAUUCAAAGAUUUUCAAACAGCUAAUGAAAAAUGUAUAAAAGAAGAAAAUUCUUCCUAUAUAGGAUGUUCAAGGGAAGAAGACAAAGAAUAUUUAAAUUUUUCAUUUCGCAAAGUACAAAAUUUAUUAUUCUAUACAUUUAAAAAUAGUUGUCUCGUUUCUAUACUUUUAAUUGUGUUUAUUAUUAAUGACGAAUUUCAGAGGAAAAUCGAAAAAAAAAAAAAAGAAGAAUUAGAAAAGGAAGAAAUGAAAAAGCAUAUGAAAGCGGAUGUAACGGGAGAAGACGACUCGUUGCUUAAUCAAAAAGGUGGUACAACGAAUAAUAAUACGUGUGAUGUAGGAGUUGUCAUUAAUGAGGAAGCAAACCGAUCCAGUGGAAUGUCACAAAAUGUUGUGACUUAUGAGAGUGGUAUAAAUAUGAAUAAUGAUGAUGUAUUAGGAGAAGAAAGGAAUAAUAACGAUGAUAUUAAUUAUAUGGAUGAUAAUGAUGAUGAUAAUGAUGAUAAUGAUGAUGAUAAUGAUGAUAAUGAUGAUGAUAAUGAUGAUGAUAAUAAUGAUGAUAAUAAUGAUAAUGACAAUAAUGAUGAUGACAAUAAUGAUGAUGACAAUAAUGAUGAUGACAAUAAUGAUGAUGACAAUAAUGAUGAUGACAAUAAUGAUGAUGACAAUAAUGAUGAUGACAAUAAUGAUGAUGACAAUAAUGAUGAUGACAAUAAUGAUGAUGACAAUGAUGAUAAUGAUGAAGAUUCCAAUCUUCAUGGUAGUUCUUCUAAUAUGCUAAAUAUUAUAAACAGCGGUGAUAAUAAUUCAGUAACUAAUUCUAGUAAUAUAAAUACAGCACGAAAUAAUAAUAGUACAUAUAUAAUUGUAGAUCAGAAUGGAGAUAAUGAAACCUUAUUUGCAGAGAUAUUAAUAAAUCGUAAUCCUAAUAAUUCUAUAAAUAUGGAAAUUGUAAAUGUAACGGAUAAUAAUGUUGGUGAUGAAAAUAAUAAUAGAAAUUAUCGUCAUUUAAAUGCUGAUGGAUUAUCUGAAUUAAUCAGAAGUCUUAUAAGUGAAAAUAAUAUUAUUAAUAAUGUAAUAGAUGAAUCUUUUUUACAAAAUAAUAAUGUAGGAGGUGAUAAUUCUAUUAAUAAUGAUGACAUAAGAAAUAGAGGUGGAUCAAUAUUUGAUGAUAAUAUAUCUUUUGAUAAUAAUUCAUCAAGUGAUGAAUUGAAUUUAAUGGAUUCUACAAAUUCAAAUAAUGUCAGAAUCAAUUUAUACGGUAGAACAAAUGGAUUGUACGAUUUAAAUUUUAUUUUGGAUAGUAAUGAAAUUAUGGGUAACCUUAAUACACAUAAUGUGAAUAAUACAAUAGAUAUAUUGAUCAAAAUUAUAAAAAUUUUGAGUGUCGCCAUGGGUUCAGCGCAUCCCUUUAUUGAGCUAAAUAGUUUUUAUUAUUUUAACGCGGUGAAUUUUUAUGGCACAGAUAAUGAUGAUGACAGUGAAAAAAAUGAGGAAAUUGGUAACGAAGAAAAUGACAAAAAAUAUAUUGAUAAAAAAUAUAUUGAUAAAAAAUAUAUUGAUAAUAAUGAAGAAAUUGAAAAAAAACACCAUUGUGAUCAAAAUAAAAUUUAUGAUGAUGUUGAUAGGCUAUCCUCCGUAUCAUCAAAUUCUUAUGAUAUAUUAAUGAAUCAUUUGGAAGAAUCAUGUAUGUAUACAAGUUAUUCAGAUGAAACAUAUGAGAAGAAUGGUAAUGUUUAUAAUAUGAGGGAGGGAUUUAAUGUGGAAAACCUUUCUUAUGAUAAAGAUAUAUUAAAUGAAAAAAAAGACAUAGUAGAAAUAGAAAAUGAGAAAGAGAAAUAUAUAAAAAUAAAUGAUCAUACUGUGAGUAGAAAUUAUGGUUGUGUUUCCUUAUUAAAAGAUGAACCUAAAUUUUCAUCAACCGAUGGAAAUAAUAAUAAUAUUAUUAAUCGUUGUAAUAAUAAUAAUUAUUAUUAUGAUAAUAUGAAACAUGUUGAUGAGAAAGGUGGUGAAGGUGAAGGUGAAGAUUCAGAAGAAUGUCAAAUAAAAGAAAGUUACAAGAAAAUGUCUGAAUGUAAUAAUAAGGAAAAUAUAAUUUUUGAUUCCAUUAAUGUAUUAAGAAAAAACAAUAUAAAGAGAUUAAAAAAUUAUAUGUGUAAAAAUAAAAAUUGUUAUAUAUAUUAUGAUGAUAAUAAUAAUAAAAAGAAGAAGAAUAAAAAGAAUGUUGAAAAUCAAGAAAAAGAAUUUUACGUGUUAAAUAAAAUAUUUGUACAUAAUUUUAUAAAUUGUAUUAAUAAUAUAAAUGUGAAUGAAGAUAAGUGCUUUCAAAAAGUGAGAUCUACCAUUUUAAAUAGAUUAAAAGAGAUGUAUUCUGGAAAUUAUGAUUGUAAAAAUAAUAAUAGUAAUAAUGAAUUUAUAGAAUUAGCAAAAAAAAAACAAGAAGAUUUAUUAAAAAGUAUGAAAGAACAACAAUCCAAAUUUAGUCAUUUUUUAGAAGAGGAAUAUUCAUCUGAAGAAAAUGAUUCGCUACCAAAUGGAGGAACUGAAGAUUUUGAAGAUGUCGAUUUUGUGGAUGAUGCUAGUAGUUAUUUAGAUAGUAAUAGUAAUAAUAAUAGUGAUGGUCAUGAAGAUGAUAAUAAAAAUCGUUGUACUGAUGUAAAAACAAAUAAACAAGAAGAAGAAUUCUCUAUAUCUAAUGUUAAUGAAAAAAAAAAAAAAAAAUAUAUGAAAGGAAUAACAAUUUGUGAAUAUGAAAAAAUAAAAGAAAAAAAUUGUAUAUGUGUUUUAUGUAAAGAAGGGAUGUCUAAAAAUAAUUUAUUAGCAUAUAUAUGUUUUUCAUCACAUACUAAUUUAUUAAAAAAAAUUAUAAAAAAAAAUAAAUUUUCAUUUCCUUGUAAACACCCAUCUAUAUAUACGUGUGGUCAUUUUAUACAUACAAAAUGUUUACAUAAUACAAGGAUAUUAAAAUAUAGAAAAUUGUUCAGUGUAAAAAAUGAACCAACUCUUUAUGAAUUCACAUGUCCUUUAUGUCGUUCAAUAGCUAAUAGUUUUGUGGUGUAUAUACCAAAGAGGUAUAUAUCGGAGAAUGAUAAAUAUAGAAUUUAUGAUUGUAAUGAGGAGGAAUUUUUCUUGGAUAACUCAAAUAAAAAUUUAUCCGAACUUUUGAAAAUUUCGAAAUAUUCAGAAGAGAGGAAUUAUGGAAUUAAAAGGAAGAAGGAAAGAGAAGAAAAAAAAAAAAGUAAAAUGAUAAUGAUGAGAGGAAUGGAAAGCGAUAAUAUAAACGAAAUGGUAAGCGAUAAUAUAAACGAAAUGGCAAGCGAUAAUAUAAACGAAAUGGUAAGCGAUAAUAUAAACGAAAUGACAAGCGAUAAUAUAAACAAAAUGGCAAACCAAAUGAAUUAUGAACAAAAUACAGAUGGUAUUAUAAUAAAAUCAAGUGAUAAUAUAAACGAAAUGACAAGCGAUAAUAUAAACAAAAUGGCAAACCAAAUGAAUUAUGAACAAAAUACAGAUGGUAUUAUAAUAAAAUCAAGUGAUAUACCAAAUAAUGUUCAGGUAGACAUAUUUAUAAAUAAUAAUAUAUCACAAAUUUAUGAGUGUGCUGAGCAAAACAUAGAAUUAUUAAAAGACAUAAAGAAUGGAGAAUCUACAAAUAUGUGCAACAAAGCAGAUAAUUUGUUUGCUAUACAAAAUGAUAACAAUUAUCCUUAUAGAAAUAAAGAAAGUGAAGAAAUAUGUGAAGGAGAAGAUUUUUUAUUAAUAAAUAAAAAGAAUAUUUCUUGUAAUUAUUUGAAUAACUAUGUAACAAACGAUACAUUAAGAAAUGACAAUGUAAUGAUACAUAAGGAUAUCUUAUUAGAUGAUUAUUUUUUACAAGAUGAUAAUAAAUUUUCUACAUGUUCUAUAACAUUGAAUGAUUAUCUAAUAGCUCGAUAUUUUAAUAUAACAAAUUGUGAUUAUAUUAAAAAUGAUAAAUGUAAGAGUAGGAAGGAUAUUUGUUUUAAUGAUAAUAAUAAUAAUUACAAUAAUGAUGAUGAUAAUGAUGAUGAUAAUGAUGAUAAUAAUGAUGAUGAUAAUAAUAAUGAUGGUGACAAUAAUUACGAUACGGGGGAAGAAAGCUUAUCCACCCUGUCGUCUUGCUCAUCAGAAAAUGUAUCAUCCGAUAAUCAUAUGGAUGAUAGUGAUAUAGCUGAAGAAUUUUAUUUUAAAUAUACACAUGAUAAGAAUAAAAAUAUAAAAAUGGCGAACAAAAAAAAUAAGAAAAGGAACUUAAAGGAAAAUCAUAAAGAAGAUUUCCAUAUGAAUAAUAGUAAUACUCAUAAUGUGAGUUCAUAUAAUUUUUUCGAUGAAAAUAAGAAGAAUACAAUUUUUAAUUUAAAUUUCUGUAAUCUUAUAAAAAAGGAUAGUUUAUUAAAUGAUAUGUUAGCAUAUGAAUGUUAUGAAAAAAAUAAAAAAAUAAUAUUAAGAAAUAUUUAUUUAAAUGAAAAUAAUAUGUAUGAUGAAUUAUUUGAAAAAAAGAAAAAUGAUAAUAAUGUGGGUACACAUAAUAUUAUAUAUUCACAAGAAAAUAAUGAUGACCUUUUAAAUAAUAAAGAUGAUAUAAAUAUUAUAUAUAAAAAUAGCAAUAUGGAAAAACAAAAAAGAAUAAGAAGGAGAAAAAAAGGAAGAGGUACCGAAAUAUAUUUUUAUAAAAAUACAUCUAAUUAUGUAAAUAAAGAUUAUACAUUUACAUAUAGAAAUUCGAAUUUUUAUUAUCGUACGAAAAAUGGUUUUUUAUCUUACUAUGUUAGUUUACCAUUAUCAUUUAUUAAAGAAAUACAAUAUUUUAUGAUAAAAAAUAAAUUAUAUAAUUACCCAGGAAAUAAUAGAUAUAAUAAAUUUUAUUUAACGACGGAGGUAGAUAAGGAAGAAAUCAAAAAAGAAGAAAUGGAGAUGAAUAUCGAUAUGAAAAUCGACCCGUCUAUGUUUUGUAAUUUUGAAGACAAAAUAAAAACGAAGGAAGAAUAUAAUACUGUAUUAUAUUAUGAAAUGAAUAAUGAUAUUAUAACAUAUGUAAAAUCUAAUUUUAAUUAUGAAAGCAUAAAUGCCGAUGAGGCGGUUAAAAAGUAUGAGGUAUGUGAUUUUUAUACAGAUGGUACUUUUGAUAGUGCUGGUGAAAAAUUAUGUAGUGAAGAAAAGCAAGAUCAUUUAAUAACGAGACAUAAAAUAAAAGAGUGUUCACAUGAAAAUGAAAGUGAGCAGAAGGAAAAAAGAUUAAAAGUAGGACAUGAGCAUGAAAUGGUGGAUGGUAUAAGUAAUAUGGGCGUGGCUAAUAAUAAUGAUAAUAUAUAUGGUGAUAAUAUAUAUGGUGAUAAUAUAUAUGGUGAUAAUAUAUAUGGUGAUAAUGAUAAUAUAUAUGGUGAUAAUAUAUAUGAUAAUAAUAAUAAUAGUUGUGUAGGGGGUGAAGAUUUUAUUUGUGAUAACAAAUCAGAUGAUAUUAAUUUUGAAUUUAUAAAAGAUUUAAAUAAAAUAAAUUAUGAAGAAAAUAAAAAAGAAAAAAAAGAAAUGUUAGAAAUAGAAAAAUUAAAUAAAGAGAAUAUAAAUGGUGAUAAAAAAGAUAUAUAUAAAUUUAAAUAUCCAUGUAAUAUAGAAGAAAUAAAAGAUCAUAAUAUAUCGAUGAAAACAAGUUUAUCUAUGGAUGUAUAUGAAGGUAUUGUAAGUACAAAUAAAAAUAUAUAUGAAAUAUACAAUGAAUUAAAAAGGAAACAAUAUUUUUAUUCCGUGUGCGAUAUAAAAUCAUUAAGACAAUCAAUUAUAUUAUUAGAUGGUAUAUCGGAAAUAUCAUGGAGAAUAUUUCAUCAAGAACAUACAACAUUUUCAUCUAUAUUACACCAUUCGGAAAAUUAUAAAAGAUUAAUUGAUUUCGAUUAUAAUACAAAAAUAGAUGAUAACGAUGAAGAUAUUGAUAUAAAAGGUAUUGGUGUUAACGAUUUAUUAAAAAUAUAUCGUAGAUUAGAAAUAUAUCCUGAUUUUAUAUUUAAUAAUAAUAACGUGGGUUUUAUUAAUAGACAUGAUUUAAAAUUUAUAACUAAAAAAGAUCUCCUUUUAAUGAAUAGAAAAGAUUAUGAGAGAAAUAAAAAGGAAAGGAAAAAAAAAAAUACUAAUUUGUAUCCAACAAAUUCACAAACUAAUAAUAAUGAAAAUGAUGAUAACAAUAAUAAUAACAAUAAUAACAAUAAUAACAAUAAUAACAAUAAUAAUAAUAACAAUAAUAAUAAUAAUAAUGAUAGUCGUGGGGAUGUUAAUAAACCUAAGAAUAAUAAUUCCUUUAAUAAUAAUAGUGAGACAAAAGAAGGUAAUAAAAAGAAAAAGAAGAAUCAUAGUGAUGUAUUAAACAUAAAAUACUGGAGAAAUAUUAAUACGGCUGUUGAUUUUUUUAAAAUAUAUUGGAUUUUAUAUAAUGAGAUAUUAAUAAAUAUUUUUUAUAAAAAUAUAAAUUAUAUAUCUUGUAAUAAUAUGAUAGAAAUUUUAGUACGUAAUUUAUUUUUAUACAAAUAUGAAUUAAAUAUUUUAAAAGAAGAAAAUAUGUGUAAUCUUUUUAAUAUUCAAACAUGGAAAAAUAUGUAUAAAAUAUGUUUCUUUUAUGUCUAUCCUUAUCGAUUUACCUUUAAUAAAUAUAAAAAAUUUUUCAAUAAAAUUAAAAAAAUUCACUUUUUAAAUAAUUUAUCCUUUAUUCCAUUAUCAGUAGAUGUAUUAAAAUUAUUUAUGAAUUUUUUUUUAAAUCAAUAUUUAUAUACUCCUUCAUUAAUUAAGCAUUUUAUUUCAAUAUCAUUAAUCAUAAUAUCUUUUCAAAUUAUGAAUGAAAUAUUUAUAAAAGAAAUAUCAAAGACAUAUGUAAGAUUUAUUUUUAAGACAAUACAAAAUUAUAACAAAAUCAAGAAAUAUAUUACUCGUAUAUCUAAAUAUAUGUAUUUUCAAAAAAUAUAUACAAAUUAUAUUAUCAGCCAUUAUGAAUAUGUAGACUAUAUUGAGAGGGCCAAUACAUUUAUUCAAACCGAAGAAACAAAAAAAAUAAGACAUAAUGAAAGUUCGAUUUAUCAUAAUAUUGAAAUGGUAGGACAUAAACAAAAUGAACAGAAAAGGCAUUCUUUAAAUUCUUACGACAGAUUUCACAUUUUUCUUUUUGAAAAAUAUGUAAAAAAUUCUAUACCAGGAGGUGAAAAUAUAACUUUAAAAUAUGUGAAUGGUCGAUAUAAAUUAUAUGACAAUGAGCAAGAGGUAGUACGUAUGAGUGAUCUUGAACAUUUUGAAAAGAUAAAAAAUGUUUAUUCGAAAAAAGCAACGGAUAUUUUAAAAAAGAAGAAUGAAAAAAUGAAAAAUGAUAAAGAGGAAACUGGUAAUGAACAAGCAAAUAAUUGUAAUAAAACAUUAGAUGGUAAUAAAACAUUAGAUGGUAAUAAAAUAUUAGAUGGUAAUAAAACAUUAGAUGGUAAUAAAAUAUUAGAUGGUAAUAAAAUAUUAGAUGAUAAUAAAUUAUUAGAUGAUAAUAAAUUAUUAGAUGGUAAUAAAACAUUAGAUGGUAAUAAAAUAUUAGAUGAUAAUAAAAUAUUAGAUAGUAAUAAUAAUAAUAAUAAUAAUAAUAAUAAUAAUGGCGAAAACAAAAGUUGGAACUUCCAGAAUGUAUCAUCUUACAACGAUUUAAUAAAAUCCGUGCUUGAUAAAAAAAAUUUCUUUUUUAUUAUAGAUAUUGUUAACUUAUUUAAAAAUAUACAAACAUUGUCGUAUUUAUUUGAUGAAGAAACAAUAAGGUACGUACACAUGAUUAUUAUGAAUAGUAAAAUAUUAUCAUAUGAUUUAAAAGAAAUAGAAAGAAAAAAAAACUUGCAAAAAAAGAUUUAUCCAAAUUUUACUUCUUAUAUUACAAAACAGAAGAAGGCAAAUAAAUUAAAAUGUUAUAAUUAUGAUUUAUUACAUAUUGAAAAGAAAUGGAUAUUAUAUCUUAUAUAUAAAACCAUAUUAAAAUAUUAUGAUAUGCUUAUAUUUAAGAAGAAAGUUCAAAAACUUAUGCUUUUGAUGUGUGAAAUUAAUGAUGAAUAUAUAAAAUAUAUAUAUUUUAAUGGUUAUAUUCCUAUAAAUAUAUAUUUAAGUACAAACUUAAUAAAAUACAAUGAAUUCUUUACAAAUUAUUAUUCUUAUAUAUAUAACAAAAAUGUUAAUGAUAAAUGGGGUGAUUUCCAUGUCUUAUAUUUCCAAAAUGAAGAAAAUAAUAUAAAAAAAGAAAACAAAAAAAAUUAUUAUUAUUAUUAUUAUUAUUAUUAUUAUACACUUUUUAAAAACAAACAUGUUUUAAAAAGAGAUUAUAAUCAUAUUGUAAGUAAUAAUAUACAACCCAUUAAUAAAAUGAAUGAACCCAUAACAUCUAAUGAAUGUACCUCUCCAAAUAUGUCUUAUCAUAUAGAAUCAAAUGAAAUAUUUAAAAAUGAAGAUGAUCAUAAUCUUAAUAUAUAUAAUGAACAUAUUAUGUAUAAUUCGCACAAAGAUACAAAUUUGUUAUCUUCCUCUAACCAUAUGCAACACGUACAAAAAAAUACCCUCACCAUGAAUCUUGAUCAUUCCAAUAAUCUAAUAAUAAAUGAUAACCAUAAAAGAGAUAAAGAACAUAAUAUAAAUACGAAACAUUGGAAUAAGAACAUAAUAAAUAGUAAUUAUUUUAAUGUAUAUAAUAAUGAUUCUAGCCCAAAGGAGCAAAUCCAUUUAGAGGAAGGUGGGGGUGGUUUAAUAGAUGUUGAUGAUGAUAAAAAGGAUAAUGUUAUUAAUAGUGAUAAUCAUUUUAAGGAAACGACAUAUAAUCAUAUAGCAUAUCAUAAGGACCAAGAAUUAUCCACAGAAUUAAAUUUAUUUAAAUAUAAAUUAUAUAAUAUAUCCAGUGAAGAAAUUAGUAAUUUAUAUUUAAUGGAAGAUUGUAAUAAUGAAAAAGGAUUUUUUUCAUGUGUUCAUAAAAAUGAAGAUUUUGAAUAUAAGAAUAUUAACAUUUUAAAUAUAUUAAAAUAUCAAUUUGAACUAGUUCCAUAUAUUAAUCAUUUAUAUUAUCUUUAUAAUAUCUAUCCAUUAUUAUUUAAAUUGAAAGAGAUAAAAAAUAUUCAUGAUAUGAAAGAAAAACAAAUUAAUUUAUGUACAGACCAAUUUUUAUUAUCCUUAGUAGAUAAAGAUAUUUAUGAUUGUUAUGAUGAUGUAAAUUUUUCUGAUGCUAGUUUUUAUAGUGAUCAAACUAUUCAUGUUUCUGAAAAAGAAUGUGAACAUAAAAAUCAUAAUAGUAAUAAAUAUGAUUGUAAUAAUUAUCAUCCUUUUAAUGUAUCUCAUUUAUCUUAUCCAUAUAAAGAUCAAAAUGGUGACGAAGAAGAUACAUUGCAAAUUAAUUCUUCAUUAAAUAUUCUUGAAAAUGUUGUCGAUCUUGAUGAACUCAUAAAAGAUUUGAAAAAAACAAAAAAGAGCAAAAAAAAAACUAGUAAAAAUAAAUAUGCUGAUAAAUUUUUUGUCUCAUUUUUUAAUACAGCAUUGAAAAGAGACGAAGAUAAAGGAAAAACAAAUUAUGUACAUUAUAGAAAAUUACGAAAUGCUAAAAAUAAUAUAAAAUUAAAAAAUUUAUUCUUAUCACACCAACAAAAUGAUACUAUUUAUGAUAAUAUAAAUGGUAAUAUUUGUGAUAAUUUAUACGGUAAUGUCAAUACCUAUCAAAACUCAGCUUCUCUUAUAUUUGUAGAUCCACAUAAUUUAACAAAUAUAAAUAUUUCCAACGAAUUAAAUAAUAAUAUCAAUAUAAAUUGUUCGAAAAAUAAAAAAAAAAAAAAACCAUCAUCAAAUGAUCAAAAUAAUACUGAAAAUGAAGACAUGCAAAAUAGCUCAUCUGAUAAUCCAUAUGAUGAUUCAAAUUUUAUAUCUUAUCAUGAAAGUAUAGAUUCUACAAGUAGUACAGAUAAAUAUCAUAAAAGAAAAAUGACCCCUAUGGAAAGUAUGUUUUUAAAAUAUACAUUAAAUACAUCAGAAGAUGCAUUAUCCAAUAAAUAUAAUGUAACUAGCAAAAAUAAAAAUAAAAAAGAAUAUUUAAGUUUUCUUAAAUAUAAAGAUGCAAACAAAAUUCAACGUUAUCAUAUGUUAUUAAGAAAAAAUGGUCUUGGAAGAUUGUUUUUUUAUAAUUUAAGAAAAAUGUAUAAUUAUGUAUAUAAUCUAUAUGAUUUCAUACCUCUUUAUCUUAUACAAAAUAUAUUAAUACAUUAUUAUGAUAUAUAUCAACAUGUAAACCAAUAUUAUUAUCAUGAUGAUAAAGAAUAUCCCACUUUUUUUACACAACAAAAUGAAGAUGAUGAAUAUGAAUAUACCAAGUUUUCUAAAAAUUUCUUUAAUACUAAUAAAUGGAAAAAAAUGUAUUCGAAAUAUGAAGACAAACUAAAUAACGAAACAUAUCCGGAACCACCAAAAAAAUAUAUUUCAAAUAAACAGCGACAUAAAGAAAAUAUUCUAAUAUACCAAAAUUUGCAAAAUGAUCAUAUGAAUAAUCAUUAUAAUAUUGCUAAUAAUGAUAUAGAAAAUAAAAAUCAAACCAAUUCAUCAUACCUUUUUAAUGUUCACCAUCAAAAUUGCCCUUCUCUAUCAUCAAACAAUCUUGUAAAUAUUAAUAGUACUUUAAUCAAUGACCACCAUUUUGUACAAACAAAUAAUGAUCAUAUGAACAUCAUACAACAUAUGGAGAACAUUCCAGAAAUGUCGGAAUGUAAUUUAAAAACUGACCAAAAUAAUAACAUCUUUAAUUUUCCACAAGAUAAAAUAAAUCCUGAUACAAUGAAGAAAAAUGAAAAAAUGGAAUUCUCGGUAAAUAAAAAAAUAAAAACAAACCAUAACACAACUGGAUAUAAUAAAAGAAAUAAUGAUAGGUAUAAUUAUUCUAGUACUCCUAAUUUUUUUGGAAAAGAUGAAUAUGAUAACACAUCAUAUGAGGAUUAUAUAAAAAAAAAAAAAAAAAACUUCUCUUCAACAAGUAGAAGAAAACGAAAUAAUAAUAUAAAUAUGAAAGAAUUUUUUGCAAAUGGACGUUAUGAUAAAUUAUUAAGUAUAAAGAAAAUAUUUAUGAUAUUCUAUAAUUAUUUGAGGAAGUGUCAUUUUAUCGAUAAAAAAAAUUCUUGUAAGAAUUUAUAUAAAUCAUUUUUAAAAAAAUAUUUAAAAUCAGCUAAUGUAUAUUUACAAUUUAUAGCUUAUAUUAUAUUCUCCAUAUAUGAUUAUAAUUCAUUAGCAAAAAAAUAUUUAGAUUAUAUACACUUAUAUAGUGAUAUUAGUAAAUAUAAUAUAUUCCUUCAUAUAUUAAAUAUCGACGAAGACUAUGAUAAAAUAUAUAUAUAUCAAACAUUACAAUUAAUAUAUCAUCCAUAUUUUUAUCUAAUGUAUAAAUUAUAUAAAUAUCUAAAAAUAGAUGCCUCCCCAGUAUUAUUACAUGAUUUUUAUGAAAACUGGGAAGAAUUUACAAAAUCCCCAUCUUUAUUUCAACCUAGCAAAAAUUAUUUCACAUUAAUUAAAAAACAUUUCAAAAGAAAAUGUGUAAGUUGUAAUAAGUCUCCAAAAAAAAUACUUAUCUGUCUCUAUUGUGGUUCAACUGUUUGUCUGCAUGAAGGUGACCAUGUGUCCGGACCCUUAUCACAAACUAUAAGUAAAUGUGUGUACCAUACGACCAUCUGUGGAGGAGAGCAAUGUUUAUACUUAUGUUUAAAUACAUCAUCGGUGUUGUUUACGAGUGAAAACCGAUUCGAUUUUAUGAGUGGACCUUAUGUCGACAAAAAUGGAGAUGUGGACUAUCAAUUAAAGAGAGGAAAAAAUUUAUACCUUUCUUCUUAUAAGUUGAACAAACUUUUUGACGUUAUAAUUAAUUCAGCAGUUGAUGUUGAAAUAUAUAAGCAUACGUUGAAAUCGGAAUAA